Populus euphratica (Euphrates poplar) is the source of this 4416-nucleotide messenger RNA. RefSeq names its product G-type lectin S-receptor-like serine/threonine-protein kinase At4g03230. Gene Ontology annotation, cellular component: plasma membrane. Gene Ontology annotation, biological process: protein phosphorylation; recognition of pollen. The transcript has 14 exons. The record is from RefSeq and is a predicted model, not a curated record. Gene Ontology annotation, molecular function: ATP binding; protein serine/threonine kinase activity. NCBI's taxonomy places the organism in Eukaryota, Viridiplantae, Streptophyta, Magnoliopsida, Malpighiales, Salicaceae. Bases 139 to 4191 code for a protein of 1350 amino acids.
CACAACAUGGUCGAGGAUGAAAAGCAAUGCAGAGAGGAGUGUCUCAAUAAGUGCCAAUGCCGAGCUCAUUCCGUUGUGAAGGGGGAAGUCAAUAUGUGAAGGGACGGACCGCCUAGCGACAACAUUUGCUUGAUCCGGAUGGAUGAUCUUAAAGAUCUUCAGGAGGAAUAUUCUUAUGGUGGGCCCGAUCUCUUUGUUCGUGUCACCAAUGCUGACACAGUUGUCGAUGGACAAGCAGGAGGAUAUUCGAGAAAAAAGAAACCAUUGUCUUUGAUUGUAGGAGUUACAAUUGCUAGUGUCAUAGUUCUAUCAAGCAUCUUCCUUUACAUCUGCAUUUUGAUGAGAAAGAAGGCCAAACGACGAGAAAGCCAGCAAAUUACUGAAAGAAAUGCAGCUCUUUUGUAUGGCACUGAGAAACGGGUCAAGAACUUGAUAGAAGCAGAAGAGUUCAAGGAAGAAGAUAAGAAGGGCAUAGAUGUACCUUUCUUUGAUUUAGACAGCAUACUAGGGGCUACGGAUUAUUUUUCAGAAGCAAACAAGCUUGGAAGAGGGGGCUUCGGACCUGUUUACAAAGGAAAAUUUCCAGGAGGUCAAGAAAUUGCAAUAAAACGACUCUCUAGUGUUUCAGGACAAGGCCUAGAGGAGUUUAAGAAUGAGGUGAUUUUGAUUGCUAGAUUGCAGCAUCGCAAUCUUGUCAGACUAGUAGGUUACUGCAUAAAAGGAGAUGACAAGAUUUUACUCUAUGAAUAUAUGCCCAACAAAAGCUUAGAUUCCUUCAUAUUUGAUCGAGAUCUCGGAAUGUUACUGAAUUGGGAGAUGCGCUUUGAUAUCAUUUUAGGAGUUGCUAGAGGUCUUCUUUAUCUCCACCAAGAUUCUAGACUCAGGAUUAUUCAUCGUGAUAUGAAAACGAGCAACAUUUUAUUAGAUGCGGAAAUGAAUCCCAAAAUUUCUUACUUUGGAUUGGCAAGAAUGUUCGAAGGCAAGCAAACCGAAGGGAGCACCAACAGAGUUGCUGGAACUUACCUCCAAUCCUACAAUCAUGUCUUGGUUAACGCUGAAUUAGUGAUGCAUUCAUGGUUGAUGGUAAGAAGAGGUCUUAACCAGAGAGAUCUACGUGCAAUGCAUAGCAUGCUAUCAACCGUUUUCUUUUCUUAUGCAUUCUUAUUAUGCUCCUUCCUUGUAUGUUGCUUUGCUCGAGAUACCAUCACAUAUGCUGGUAAUUUGACUAGUCAUGAUGGUGGAGAAACUCUUGUUUCAGCAGGAAAAAGGUUUGAACUGGGGUUCUUUACUCCUGAACAAAACGAAAGGUACGUAGGAAUUUGGUAUUACAGGUCGAAUCCACGAAUAGUUGUGUGGGUUGCCAAUCGAAACAGCCCACUUCUUGAUGAUGGAGCAGUUUUGGCUGUCACAGAUGAUGGAAACCUCAAGAUUUUGGAUAAAAAUGGAGAUCCUUUUUGGUCUACAGAGCUUCAAUCAACAUCAAAACCAGGGUAUCGGUUGGCUAAGCUCUUAGAUUCUGGGAACUUGGUUUUUGGUGAUAGCAAUACCCUUUUGACAACUAUUCUAUGGCAAAGCUUUGAACAUCCAACUGAUACAUUCCUUUCAGGUAUGAAGAUGAGUGGGAAACUAAAAUUGAUUUCAUGGAAAAGUCAAGUUGAUCCAAAAGAAGGUAACUUCACAUUUAAGCUAGAUGAAGAAACGGACCAGUUUGUUAUCUCCGAUGGCAGUAUAAAGCGCUGGACUAGUGGGGAGUCAAGUGAUUUCUUUAGACCAGAAAGAAUGCCUGGUGUUAUAGAAUAUUUUCUGUCGAACUUCACCAGAGGUUUUGAAUCCAUUUCUGUUUCUAAUCCAACUUCAAUACUCAACGGAAUAAAUCUAUCACUCUCAAAUUUUAGUGAUACAAGGAUUAGGUUGGACGUUAAAGGGGAGCUACAAUACUUGAGCUAUAACACAAAUGGGUCUAAGCUAUGGUGGGAGCCGAAAGACAAAUGCAGUGUGUAUAAUGCCUGUGGGAACUUUGGCAGCUGCAAUCUCUACAAUAAAUUGGCUUGCAGAUGUUUGCCAGGAUUUGAGCCUAAGUCACUGGAAAAUUGGAAAAAUGACAAUUUCUCCAGUGGUUGUAGCAGAAGCUCUGACCCAUGUGUGAAGAAGAACACCUUCUUGAGCUUCAAGACGAUGAAAUUUGGGCAACCAGAGAAAAAAUUUGAGGUCGACGAUGAAAAACAAUGCAGAGAGGAGUGUAGCAGUAACUGCUUAUGCCAAGCUUAUUCCUUUGUUAAGGUGAAUGUCAAUAUGCGAAGGGACAGACAACCUAGCACUUGCUUGAUCUGGAUGGAUGAUGAUAUUAUUAAAGAUCUCCAGGAGGAAUAUUCUUAUGCUGGGCCCGAUCUCUUUGUCCGAGUCGCCACUUCUGAUAUAGAAUCAAAGGCUAGAAGUUGUGAGCCUUGUGGCAUGAAUGUGAUUCCUUAUCCUCUAAGUACUGGAUCAGAUUGUGGUGACCCCAUGUACUUCAGAUUCCACUGCGAUAAUUCCAUAGGAAAACUCAGCUUUAAGACACCCAGCGGCACCUAUAAUGUCACUACCAUCAAUCAAUAUACAAGAACAUUUCUUAUCCGAGACAAAGAUGUAGAUGAUUGUAAUGACGGUACAAGAGGUCAAAUUCAGAAUUUCAACACGUCAUCUCCAUUUAAGUUGAACGCCUCUAAACGCUGGUGUGCCUCCAAUGUUUCAUCUCAAGGUCUGGUAGAAAUAGAUAUUGGUUGGGAGCCACCUCCAGAGCCAGUCUGCUCUUCAUCUUCGGACUGCGACGAUUGGCCAUAUUCAACUUGCGAUGGAACAGGAAAUGGUACAGCGAGAUGCCUCUGCAAUUCAAAUUUUUGGUGGGAUGGCAUAGCUCUAAGGUGCGUUCAAGGAGGAUCUUCGAGAAAAGAGAAACCAUUGUCUUUGAUUGUAGGAGUAGCAAUUGCUAUUGUCAUAGUUCUAUCAAGUAUCUUCCUUUACAUCUGCAUUUUGAUGAGAAAGAAGGCCAAACGACGAGAAAGCCAGCAAAUUACUGAAAGAAAUGCAGCUCUUUUGUAUGGCACUGAGAAACGGGUCGAGAACUUGAUGGAUGCAGAAGAGUUCAAGGAAGAAGAUAAGAAGGGCAUAGAUGUACCUUUCUUUGAUUUAGACAGCAUACUAGGGGCUACGGAUUAUUUUUCAGAAGCAAACAAGCUUGGAAGAGGGGGCUUCGGACCUGUUUACAAAGGAAAAUUUCCAGGAGGUCAAGAAAUUGCAAUAAAACGACUCUCUAGUGUUUCAGGACAAGGCCUAGAGGAGUUUAAGAAUGAGGUGAUUUUGAUUGCUAGAUUGCAGCAUCGCAAUCUUGUCAGACUAGUAGGCUAUUGCAUUAAAGGGGAUGAAAAGAUUUUACUCUAUGAAUAUAUGCCCAACAAAAGCUUAGAUUCCUUCAUAUUUGAUCGAGAUCUCGGAAUGUUACUGAAUUGGGAGAUGCGCUUUGAUAUCAUUUUAGGAGUUGCUAGAGGUCUUCUUUAUCUCCACCAAGAUUCUAGACUCAGGAUUAUUCAUCGUGAUAUGAAAACGAGCAACAUUUUAUUAGAUGCGGAAAUGAAUCCCAAAAUUUCUGACUUUGGAUUGGCAAGGAUGUUCGAAGGCAAACAAACCGAAGGGAGCACAAACAGAGUUGUUGGAACUUAUGGCUACAUGUCGCCAGAAUACGCAUUAGAUGGCUUAUUCUCUGUCAAAUCUGAUGUCUUUAGUUUCGGCAUCGUUGUGCUUGAGAUUCUUAGUGGGAAAAGGAACACGGGAUAUUUUAAUUCUGAUGAAGCCCAAAGCCUUCUAGCUUAUGCUUGGAGAUUAUGGAGAGAAGACAAGGCAUUGGAUUUAAUGGACGAGACAUUACGUGAGAUUUGCAACACCAAUGAGUUUCUGAGGUGUGUAAAUGCUGCACUCUUAUGCGUACAAGAUGAUCCAUCCGACCGUCCGACCAUGUCAAAUGUUGUUGUGAUGCUUAGCAGUGAAACUGCAAACUUGCCGGUUCCUAAGAAACCAGCCUUUUUUAUACGAAGAGGCCUUUCUGGCACAGCUUCUUCUUCAAGUAAACAAGGAACAGGCCUUUUUGGCACAGCUUCAUCUUCAAGUAAACAAGAAACAAGCUUCGAUACAACGAUUGCUUCGGAUGAAGGGAGAUAAUUUCCUGUCAAUUUGCAUAAAAUCUUGGAAAGUUUCUCAAUCUUCAAAUGGAAAGGUUUCUUUUUUUUUUUCCUGGUGAAAUCUCAUGUUUUUCCAUGACAGAAUUCAUGUCUAAUUAGUCCUUCUGUUCUGAAUUUGUAAUCAAAACUCUCUCAGAACUUCAUUAUUGUAUCUGUGUAAUUCCCCGUAAACAAUUGUUCCUUCAAGUGUUCUACGUUGUUAUUA